Molecule: messenger RNA, 1056 nt
Organism: Aricia agestis (brown argus)
Lineage: Eukaryota; Metazoa; Arthropoda; Insecta; Lepidoptera; Lycaenidae
Exons: 3
Coding region: 1-639 (212 amino acids)
Source: RefSeq, a predicted model, not a curated record
AUGCAGCUCAUACAGUUUGUCUGGUUUCUUAGUCUUUUUCUUGCCUGUUUUUGUUCAAACUAUACUAGGAUACCAGAAAGAAAGGUGGAAUUUUGUGAGAAGCAAGGCCAGGACCCGUAUUUUGAUGUUGAGUUGUUGGUUGGGAAGAAAUGGCGAGUGUACUACACUUGGAAUAUGAUUUUUGAUUCGAAAUGCUACGACACAGUAUUCAAGAGGCCAACCAAAGAGACCAUCCAACGCAUCCGCUCUGACAUGAAGGACUACCUGCAGCAUCAGCCGCGGUGGUCGACGGCGGCGCUGCACGUCAUCACCAGGGUGGGGUCCUCGGAGCACGAGCUGCUGAUGUUCCCCGACCAGGGACCAGCCGGCAGGUUCCUGGCUGUACCCAAUGUUGUGCGUACUCCAGACAACUUCCCGCUAUCCAAACGAGUGCAGCUCCUGAAGAUAUUCAUCAAGCUGGUCGCCAACGGGAAGUAUCUGCUGGUGAUGGACUGCGUGAUGCGGGGAGCGUCGUUAUCGGCGCACGCGCAGCCGUACCGAGCUGAAGUGGCGACGCACGCGGCCGCGCUGCAGGUUGAGGGACCGGGUUACCCAGCUUGUACUCGGGAGAAACAUAAGAACGAGAUGAUAGCUACGUAGAACGAAGAAUUAAAGCAAAAAUACGUAUGGCACUCGGGGAUUGCCGCGGUAAAGCUAUUGCAUAGCAUUUUUUUAUUCAUUAUAAUUCGCGUACGUCUAGUCGCACGCACACAAACCCCGUGCCGAAUUCAACGCCGCAUCGCUGUGCCAGUCGGAGUGUGAGCGGAGGUGUAAAGUUUUUUCGUUACGGAAUUUCUUGAUUCAGUUGCCACACUCAAAGCCCGGGAUAAAAGCUAUGAAAUAGCUUAAUAAUGAAUAAUUUAGACCCAGUUGAGUUGCCGAAUGUUUUAUAAACUACUGCAAAUCGUGUCACACCUUACAUAAAAUGGCUCUUUCUGUGCCUCCUUAUUUUGGUAAUACCCUAUAAUUAUACGUCUGGAUCAAAACCUACGAUGCAUGAGUUGUUUUUGUAAUAAA